AUGAGGAGCCUGGGCCUGUUGCUGCUCUCCAGUCUGUUCUGCCGGUUGGCUUGGGCAGGGUCCCUGGAGUCAUGUGAGUCGCGCUGCGGGGAGCCCCUGAACCCCAAAGCUGCCUGCCAGUGUAACCGCCAGUGUGCCCGCCACAAAGACUGCUGCGAGGACUAUGCCCGCCUCUGUGCCCAUGCACCCCAGGCAACUCCCGAGGCAGGCGAGCCCUCUCCACGGUCCCGACGAUCAGCUGGUCUGUAUUCGGCUCCGGACUCCUGCCAUGGCCGCUGCCAUGAAUCCUUUGAUGCUCACCACUCGUGCCACUGCAGUGAUCGCUGCGCUGAUUUUGGGAACUGCUGUGCUGACUAUGAGAGCCUGUGUCAUGACCACCCGGAGGGCUUCUCCAGCCGUGGAGAUGCCAUCACGGAUGAGGAGCUGCUGACGGUCUCGGAGCAGAUCUACGCAGCCGACACCAACCGGGCCCAGAAGGCGGACAUCAUCCUCAACAGCCAGAGCUGCGUUUCCUCUUCUGAGACCGACGACCAAGUGGACCGCUGCCCUGAGCCGCUCUACAGCUACGUGAAUGAGCAGCUGUUCUCCAAGCCCACCUACGCCGCCUUCAUUCGCCUGCUGGACAACUACAACCGGGCCACGGGCCGCUGCGAGGAGGUCACCGACCGGGAGCUGGCUGAGCAGGACAACUUCCUCAGGACCAUCAUGGACACCCCCAUCCUGCAGGCGCUUUACGCCUUCCUGCACAGCAAAAAUCGCUAUGGCUCUAAGGAGGAGUUUGUGGAGGACCUGAAGAACAUGUGGUUCGGGCUGUAUUCCCGCAGCAGCGCAGAGGGAGACUCUAGCGGCUUUGAGCAUGUCUUUUCAGGCGAAGUCAAAAAAGGCCAAGUGUCUGGAUUCCACAACUGGAUCCGUUUCUACCUGCAGGAGAAGGCGGGGCUGGUGAAUUACUACAGCUACAAUUACGAUGGCCCUUGGGACUCUUACCCUGAUGUGCUGGGGCUCCAGUUCAAUUGGGACGGCUACUACAAGGAGGUCGGUUCAGCUUUCAUCGGCAGUAGUCCCGAGUUUGAAUUCGCCCUCUACUCUCUGUGCUUUAUCUCCCGACCCGGGAAAGUGUGCCGGCUGAGCCUGGGUGGGCAUCCUUUGGGCAUUCAGACCUAUUCCUGGACCAAGUCCACCUAUGGGGAUGGCAAGAAGUUCAUUGCCACAGCCUACGUGGCAUCAUCCAACAGGAAUUAG
Tachyglossus aculeatus (Australian echidna) is the source of this 1242-nucleotide messenger RNA. RefSeq names its product endonuclease, poly(U) specific (gene ENDOU). The record is from RefSeq and is a predicted model, not a curated record. Bases 1 to 1242 code for a protein of 413 amino acids. Gene Ontology annotation, molecular function: polysaccharide binding; RNA endonuclease activity; scavenger receptor activity. Lineage: Eukaryota; Metazoa; Chordata; Mammalia; Monotremata; Tachyglossidae. The transcript is spliced from 10 exons. Gene Ontology annotation, biological process: immune response.